GGGAGAAAUAAAAUGGCGACGUCCAUAAGCAAAUGACUAUGACCUCAUGAAUGAAAGACUCAAAGAAAUGAUAUACGUUUCCAAUUUUUAAUGAAUAACGAUUAAUUCCAAGUUAUUGGUAUUAUUAAGAUUUAAAAUGAGACUUACCAUUUGCGUAUGCAGUGGAAUUCGUGACAUCACUGUUCGAAGAUGGAAUAGAGUUUGGCGAUGUCGUGGGAAAUUCUAUGAUUAUCCUCCAACUAUUCCACCAAGUCUUAUAGCCAAAGGUAAGAUUGAGAAAUACUAUUAGCAGUUAUUUAACAUAUAAAAUUAGACGCAGUUUAUAUAGGUCGAUGAAAGCCUAUUAUUAGUUGUAAGUAGAUGUAAGAUAACUGUUUUAGUUUAAAACAGUUUAAUAUUACGAAGUGUAUGUGUUAGAAUUAUUUAUAUAAAUUAUAAAUUUAUAAAUAUAUGACAUACCCAACGACCAGACCAAUAGGUUCUUGAGAUAUUUGUCCGGCGACCAAGUCACAUGAUCAUUGUUCCUUUCUUUCUUUCUAAAAUUAUGUAUGUUUAAUAGUAUUAAUAUUAGGGUUGAAAUAAAAAAAGUAUCCUAUAUAACUAUUGUUUGAAUUUUUUUUCUUUCAAAAUAGGCUAUAUGAUAUGUUACACUAAGUUACAGUUACAAGUUACAGUAUAUUAUAAUUAGAUAAGACUAUUUAAAAAAAAUUUUUUAUUUGUUUUGUUUACAUGAUAGUUAUUUAUUGAAUGUAAACAUACAUUUAUAGCAUUAUUUUUAUCUUCACUAACUUACUAUUAACUUCAUUUUAAUUUCAUUUUUUCACAUAUGAAAAUGAACAAAUGGUUAAUAGUUAAUAAAUGACAAUAUUAAAUAAAGAGUGAUGCCGGAUGAAUAUCUCCCACACUAUUUGUCCGGUCGCCGGACGUGCAGACACUGCCAUAGUAUUAUAUGAGUAGAGCCAAGGCUAAGUAAUAAUAAAUUAACCCUAAAAAACCUAAGACUGACAUUGGAAGGGAUAAUAUUAUUAAUAUAUUAAUAAUCACUAAUCAGGUAAGUGAGAGUAAGUUUAUGCCAUCAAAUCAAUUAUUAAAAUGUGUCAUAUUUAUAAUGUAAAAUAAGUAAAACAAAGUAGGGUUAAACCUGAAAAAAAGAAACGCAACAAUACAACGAAAAUGUUGUCAGGAAGCCUUCAUCAGCAAACAAAACAACAGUAAAAACAGUACAAAAAUAAAAAUAAAAAACAGCUUAGAAGUAGUAUCCGUGGGCAGCAAACAAAAGAAUAACUACAGCUGUUACAUUUCUUGGAUUUCAAUAAAUUGCCUUGUUAUUUUAAGGAGGGACAAAUGAGCAUAUUAUAAAUUUACUGGUAAUUACAUAAUGACUUCUAAGAAAAGACAACAAUCACAUUAUUUUCUUUAAAAUAUUUGUUUAUUUAUAGAGGGAAGGCAAUCAUGUUUGAGCAUGAAGCCAUUAAGGUGCACUUUUUUAAUUAUAUGUAGCAUAUUAAUGAAUUAUCUUUAUGGACAAAUGAAAUUUUGAUAGUUAAUAGAUAUUUGUCAUAUCUGUUUCUUUGAAAUAAUAUCAGGUAUCAAUGUAAUAGAGGUUAACAAAAUAGAAACACCAAGAGAAACAUGGUCUCCACCAGUUCCUGAUGAUCCAAGAUGUGCUCAGCCUAUUCCCCUUGAACAGCAGCCUGACUGGAAGCAGGAGCCUGCCUUCAUUCAUCAUGAUAAUGUCCGCUUGUUUGAGGGUGACUAGUUUUUUUUUACAUUUUUAUAUCAAGAGUCAACUAUUGAAAAAAUAUUAUUUAAAAUAUUUUCUAGAAAUGUUAAAAUAAAUUCAGAAAAAUGUGUUCCCAUUGAAAAAAAAAAUGUACAUUUUGUUUUUGUAAAUUUUUUUUUUCCAAAGGUGUGAAGCAAGCCUGUCUUAUAGCAAAAGCUCAACACUUUCAAGGUUUCCCAUCAGCUGUAGAAAGUUUAGUUGGAGCAAUAGAUAUACCUGAUAAAGUAGGUAAAAUAAAUUGAGUUAGUGUUUAAUUAGUCUAAUUUAUGGAUUAUGAUAGAAAUUUCCCCAAGUCUUGACCAACACAUUUAUGUGAUUAAUAAUUUGUUUAUAAAACAACUUUACUUAUAUAUAUAUAUUGCUAUAAUAAUGGCAGAAAUAAGAAAUUAGUUCAUCACAUUUACAUCUAGAAGUCAUACUAUAAAUUUUAGAGUCAUGCAAAAUAUUGUAUUAUAGAGAUCCAAGGGAGUAACCUCAUUUGAAUGAGUCAUCUAAUUUUUUAAGUCUUUCAUCCAAAAAUUUAGCAGUUUGAUAAUCAGUUUAAAAGUACCUACUAUAGUUUAAAACAGUGGUUCUCAAAGGCGACAAGGCUUGGGACAUUUUUAGGAGGCGUUGGGACCAUCAAAGGGGCUAAACUAAAAGAAAUAGAAGACUUAUCAACAGAGGGAAAUAUUAGAGGAAUGUGCAUGAAGAUAAAAGAUGACAAGAAAUGAUAUCAAUCCAGACCUCGAAUGUGAGAGCCAUGAAGGAAAAUUAAUUACGGAAAAUGGUAAAGUAUUGGAGAUGGGCUGCAUUUUUUAUGGGCAUACUAAAUGCAGACAAGGGACAAGAUGGAGUUUAUCAACCACGACAUGGAGACCAGACCCUUUAAUAAAUGCCCCGACUUUGGAAGAAACUACAAAAGUAAUUAAUUCAAUGAAAAACCACAAAGCUCCUGGAGAAGACCUCAUCACAACAGAACUUAUUAAGUAUGGAGGAAGAGAACUGCACUCUCAGACACAUAAACUUAUAACUAAAAUUUGGCACAAAGAGAAAAUUCAAACAGAAACAGCACAUCAAAGGUGAUGGUGGGCAUUAUGUUGGAAAGUUCGUUUUAAUUAGCAUGAUAUGUUUCAAAGAAAAAUGGUUUUGAUUUUCGGUAAUAAAGAAGAGUCGAUGAAAGAUAUAUAUAUUUUGACACACAGUGAAGUGAAAAAGAUUGUUUGAUCUAUUUUUCAAACAGUUAAACACUGAUACAACUGUUUGAAAUUAUAUAACAAUUUAGGCAUAUUUUAAUCUAUUCUUACAAUUUUCAGGACCUGAUUCUUCAGCGGUUCAUCAUGCAGUCCCAGAAGUGGAACACGGAUGAAGUGAAAUUGCCCAAACCUUUUGAUCCCAGGAAGCCACGCUGGUCAUGGGUACGACCUAUUGGAAUAACUCCUCUUAAAUCAUCGUAAGAUCUGUCAUUUGGUUUUGUUCUUGUUAAACAUGGAUUAACAUAGAUAAUCACAUAGAUUUUUUGUUUAAAAAAAAAAUAGAUUCACACUUUUAUCUGAUAGUGCCACUACUAAUAAGAAUAAAGAAAUUUUUGUAAACAAACUUAUCAGUCAUGAACCAGUGGAUAUUUUUGUGCCAGCCAACUUUUCCAAACCCAAGCAAAUUUUACUGGUAUACUAGGGAUAACUUUGGUUCAGGGCUUCUCUCAAAAUUAUACCAACUUAUAAUUGCCCCUACCCUCUUCAGAAACUAAUGCUAUGUUAGAGCUAGAAGAGAAUUAAGUACUCUCUUGACAGGUCCACUCUCACACACGCACAUCCACACCACAUUUAGCACACACUUGUGUUUUCAUUGAUUAUGUUGAUGAGCUGACUUGUUAAUUUUUAUUUUUUUUAAAUUAAUUAAAGAGAAAUUUUAUUUUUUUAUUGCAGACAAAUUCUUUUGAGAAAUAUUAUCAGGCUGUGUCAGACGCAGAUAGCAGAGUUUCCUUCUUUUAACACUAGGAAGAGUAUCUACGAUCAGCCACUCUAUUCUCAUGUCAUUUAUAAAGGUAAGUAUUUUGCUGUUAAUUCCUAUAUGGGUAUAUAUGUCAAUGUGUAUUAAAAAUUUAUGGUAAUAAACGCUACUGAAAUUUAGGGGUCGCAUUAUAAGCGUAAGUGUAAUUUAGCAAAUUAUUUUUUAUUAACACAUAGCGGGAAGGAAAAUUCACAAAUACUCCUACCAUCCCUGGGUAGCAUUUUAAUGUUAAGUUCCCUCCUAAUGGGAGGGAUAAACCACAAAUUUUGAAUAGUUGAAGUAGCUUCCUUAAAAGUCAGCUUUCUGUUGGUUAAUUUUGCCAGCUCUGGUGUUACAGCUUCCAUCCCGUAAGUCUAUUAAAUUUAAAUCAAGUGAAAUAAAUAUUGCCUGUCUAAAAAAUGUAUUGAGUUUAAUGUCUUAUAUUAUAACCAAUUUUUUUUAAAUUUAUAGCUGUUAGUUUUAUUAUCUUUAUCUUGUACCGUACAUGAUAAUCGUUAUGUUUUAUUAUCUUCAUCUUGUGCAGCACAUGAUAAUGGUAAAGGGAUUGAGAGCGUGAGAGUAAGUGAAGACUUCAUGGGAGCACCAUAGAUAAAGUCAAGUCGUUUGUGAGAAGACUGAAACAAUGCGACAGGGAACAAGUUUUUUUUCCCCAGAUCUGCUGGCGUAUCAAACAAAAGAAGCCAGUGUGAAGGGCUGACAUUAAAAUGUUCCUCACUUAUAUCUAACUUCUACUGCAAUAGUUUAGUAGGAGCAGAAUUUCUUUUUUAUUUUUAAAUAACUUGAAAUCAUUGUUACAAAAUUUCCAUUUUCAGGUAAGCCUAUAGUGAUGAAAGAGUCCCUGGAUGCACUGCUAACUUCAAGUGACCCACUUCCUCCCUUUGGCAAUGAGGCCACCGUGGAUGCCAGCGCGUCCCAUAAAAUACCUGACAUGUGGCCAGUUUUCCCCACAGUGGAUUUCCUCGAAACAAACAACUACGAGCUGUCAAGUGAAAUAGGUAGUUACUUUUUACCUUUCCUUGUUCAACACCAAGCAUGGUGGUGCUGUAAUUCUUAUUCAAAGGUUCUCAAUUCAGUCUUAAUUUUUUCAAUUAUAAAAAAUGUUUGUUUUAAAAGCCUUAAAUGAAUUAAAGAUGUCAUUUUGAUUUACAAUCAAAGCUGGGCUCAAUUUUUAAACUCACAAAAAAAUUAUGUAAAUCUUCCCAUAGAAAGUGAAAAAAAAAAAAAAUCAAUCAUAGGAAUUUUAUAGUUUUCUGAAAACUACAUGCUUUUUCUUUAGAAAAUGAAGGGCCAGUUAGAUCUGAGAAUGACAUAAAUAUAGUUUUUUUAUCUUUGUAAAAUAGAACAUUUUUUCUGGUACUUUUUUAAAAAAUAAACAAAAGAUACAAAUAUUUAUGAAGAUUAUUGGGGGUUUUGUCCCCUUUUUUUAGAGGAUAACGCAACCAUAUUUAUUUAGUUCACUUAUUUAUGGCCAUAUUUGGAUCUAUUAUCCUUGUUGUUAUUAAAUUUUUUAAAAAUAAGUUUUCAACAGCAACCUGAAGUUGACCAAUCCACACACCAUCAUACAGAUCCCACGAAAGUACCACUGGGAACAGAAACAUUACCAGGCUGCACAAAUCAUGACAUGUUUAAUGUACACCGCAGCAUUGGCCCGCCAGAAAUAUGGAGUAAGUCAAAACAUUAACAACUUUGCCAAGUCACAGCUGGUUAUGUUAAUAUUGUUUUUUUUUGGAAAACAGGUUUAUCUGAAAUCUUGUUAUAAACCUGUUAUUGUUCUUUACAAUACAUUCCUGACUUUUCAACAUAACAAGGUUAAAUAUACAUGAUAUUUUAAGACGUAUCACUAAAUUUGUUUGAAAGAAACGGAAGUUUGGUAAAAUCUUUUUUUUCAGUUCGCACGGUCAAAUUUCUUUUUGAGCGCAUUAUUUUGUUUUACUAUAUACUGUUUUCAAAAAGUAAUUUGACAAAAAUUUGAUCGUGUGAACUGGAAAAAAGAUUCGACCAAACUUCUGUUCAAACAAAUUUCAUUCAAUCAAUUUUCUGUCGACAAAAUUGCUUUCAAACAAAUUUCCUGUAACCGUUUUAAGAUGGUAAGCUGCAGUUUAGGACCCCAAAAAAAUAACUGUUGUUUUGUAAACUCAACAACCGUUUAUUGGUUUCUAAACUGAUAACUGGAAAUCUUGUAAUCUUUUAACAUCCUUAUUCCCAAUAUUAAACCACCUCGUCCAGUGGAUCUAGUUUGAAUUUUUUUAUUAUUUUUUUUUGCGUGCUGCUUUCGGGAUAGUUUUUCACAAUAAGUUUAGAAGACUCAAUUGUGAAUUCUCAAUUUAUGAAAUAAUGUAUUUAAUGUAUGAUAAUAAAAAUCAUUUAAUAUGCAAUCAUUUAAAAUUAUAGAGAUCUUACCUGUUUCAUCUAAAAAAAUCUAAAAUAAUUUUUUUUUUUUUAAAUUGCUUGAACCUUUCACUUAGAAUGAUGUGAGAGCACUGCCAGAACCCAUCAGUGUGCAGCAUGUCUCACUGGAACAAAAUAAAUUUCUGUUUGCUUUUUUCCAGGUAAGUUUUCACUGUUAUGUUUCACUGGUGAACUUUGGUAAUUGAACAGAUAUUUUUAACAAGUUAAUUAGUUGCAUUAGGUGAAAUGACCAUGUAACUACUUCGUAUGAAUCUAAGGUGUGACUAGACUUGGUUCUAUCAAUGAUUUUUGCCUUGGAUGUUAACAUAGCUUUAAAUAUAGGUUAUUUCAACAGUCUUUCUGUCAGCAUCCAUCUGUAUAUGGGAUUCGAUGCUGUAGUCUCUUGUCUCUGUCUGUCUUUGAGAGUCUGUGGUGUAGGAUCUUCUCUCUGUCUGUCUAUGAGAGUCGAUGCUGUAGUCUCUUGUCUCUGUCUGUCUUUGAGAGACUGGUGUAGCAUCUUCUCUCUGUAUUUCUAUGAGUGUCAAUGAUGUAGUCUAUUGUUUCUGUCUGUCUUUGAGAGAAUGUGGUGUAGCAUCUUGUCAGGGCCUCCAGGAAUAACUUAGAUCUGAUUCCUGGUUGUAAGUCUUAGCUGCAUCUACCGCAGCAGAAAUCAUAGGCUGUUGUGUUUGAGCCUUCCUACUAGCUCUUUUUUUAACAAGAUUUCCAUUUUUUGAUUUUUUCCCGUUCAACUCUCUGUUUGAUAGCAGUUCAUCAACUGGAAGUGUCCUAAGCUCAGCCCUCUCCGUUCCUUGUGCUUUGGCGUGGCACUUUUAUAACUUUAUUGCACCUGUCCAUGUGGCAAAGACAUGGCUGGCCAGUGUCCCAAUAUUCUUCCUAAGCUCAGCCCUCUCCGUUCCUUGUGCUUUGGCGUGGCACUUUUAUAACUUUAUUGCACAAGUCCAUGUGGCAAAGACAUGGCUGGCCAGUGUCCCAAUAUUCUUCCUGAGCUCAGCCCUCUCAGUUGCUUGUGCUUUGGCGUGGCACUUUUAUAACUUUAUUGCACACGUCCAUGUGGCAAAGACAUGGCUGGCCAGGAUCCCAAUAUCCUUCUGCCAGUUGUACAUGCAUUAGGUCAUUGGGCUAUCAGCCUGGGUCCAAUCUCUUGAUAUGGCAGAGGCAAGGAAUAUGCCAGACCCUUAGAGUGGAGAACAUGGUGCAAAUGAUGUUCCGUUUCAGGAAACCCAGUGUUGUGCUUGUUUUUUUGUCCUGUCAUGGAUUACAUUGCUGGCAUCGCAGUUGGCCUCAGUAAGUUUGACAAUUUUUAAGACAAUAGUUCUCAGUGUGCUUCUUGUUGGUGCUGCUCAGGCCUACCUACCUCUUCAUCAAUGGAGUGUGAGCUAGAAGUGAUUCGCCUAGGAUAUGUGAGGUUCCCAACUACUGUCAAGUUGUACUGAGUGUUGGUUGGGAGGGCUUGAUCUUGCACAAUGACACUAGUCUCUUCAGUAGAACCUUCAUGUCGGCUUGAGUAGAGGUCACUUAAACUCUGCUGUAGAGGAUCUUCUGUGUGGGAGGUGUAGGCAUAGAGCCGUUCAUGAAUGAGAAACUUUGCUUCUUAACUUUUGGCAAGUAGGCAGCAUUGAAAUAUUCGCAGUCAGACCUGGGAGUUGAUGUCAACAUCCUCUGCGCACUCUUUUAAAGGCGCAAUGAAAGAAGAGCAAGGAGGAGAUGAUUGUGAAAAGCCUGGGGGGGGGGGGGGCGCGACAGGGAUCCGGCCCUACUUCACUCAGCUCCUGACUUUCUUCAUUUUCUUCUCUUGAAGCGCAGUGUGCUGUUUUCUGAUCUCUUGGCAUUACAAAAUCAAUUUUUCUGUAGGGGCCUGAAUAUUCUACUGACUUUUUCAGGUGCAGAUCAAGUUGUCUGUGAUAUCAUAUGUACCAAGGUUCAUAAGCUUACUAUUAAUGUGUGGUGUGAACAACUUCUUGUGGAAAAGGGGGGACGCGGUGUAUCUUACAAUUAGUUGAUAUUAUAUUGAUUGGUAUAUUCAAAUGUGUAUGCUCAAUUCAGCUGUCCUUUAAAUAUUAUUCUAUGAUACAUGCCUACUCGUUUUUUUUUUUUUCUUUAACAUUUCCAAGUGUUCCUAUUGAUGAUUGACAGUAACAUUUCUUACCAUGCUCCUAGUGAUGAUUGACAGUAACAUUUCUUACCAUGCUCCUAGUGAUGAUUGACAGUAACGUUUCCUACCAUGUUCCUACUGAUAAUUGACAGUAACAUUUCCUACCAUGUUCCUAGUGAUAAUUGACAGUAACAUUUCCUACCAUGUUCCUAGUGAUGAUUGACAGUAACAUUUCCUACCAUGCUCCUAGUGAUGAUUGACAGUAACAUUUCCUACCAUGCUCCUAGUGAUGAUUGACAGUAACAUUUCCUACCAUGCUCCUAGUGAUGAUUGACAGUAACAUUUCCUACCAUGUUCCUAGUGAUGUUCAAAUGUGACCACAAAAAAUCAUUUCACUUCACAGCUUAAUACUCUUGACCUGGAUUCUGACAACGGCAUAAAGAACUUGGUUUGGACGGCAGACAGGGCUGACCUAUUCACGAUCAUUCCUGGUCAGCCGUGGAUGCCCAAAAAACUUAAGACAACGAGAUACGAAAACUUUGAACCCCUGGCAUUCGAUAAAUUUCUGGCCGUCUAUUUGAGUAAUCUGCCAGAGGUGGCCAAACAGUAGCUGCCCCGUGAUUAUAUUGUAUGGGAGUCAUCUUGUAUGUUUUUGCUGGUGGGUUGCCCUGUAUGAGAUUCUUUAUGCAUCAUUAUGCUGUGAGUUGUCUUGUACCUGAUAAGUUGUUGUUUUUUUUUUUUUGUUGUUUUUUUUUUGUGAAAUGAUCAUGUUUUCUAGAAUAACUUGUUUGUAUUUUAUUUUAUUACAAUUUGUUGUUUUUUUUGUGAAUGAAGGAAAGGACUAUUUGUUUUAAAGAAAGUUAGUUUCUAGUUAUUUUGUUUAAAAGUUUCAGUAAAGCUAUCCUGUAUUGUUACUAGGAUUAAUAAUUAUAUAAAAUUUCAUAGAAUUUUGUCUAUUAAUUUUUUAUUUUUUUUUUAUUUAGAGAAAGAAAAAAAAUGUAAUGAAAAUGUACACCAUUGAUCUAGGUCAGAUUUAAUGUGAACUUUGAACCUCAUAAAAUCUUAUUAGCCUAUUGUUUAUCUAUGAUGUCUCACACUAAAAUUACAUAUUUAUCUAUUAAAGGUUUUUUUCAA
Lymnaea stagnalis (great pond snail) is the source of this 9410-nucleotide messenger RNA. The record is from the annotation of a GenBank genome assembly. Lineage: Eukaryota; Metazoa; Mollusca; Gastropoda; Lymnaeidae.